This is a messenger RNA of Trematomus bernacchii (emerald rockcod), 5365 nucleotides long. RefSeq names its product transmembrane protein 86A (gene tmem86a). Gene Ontology annotation, cellular component: membrane. The coding region runs from base 110 to 823 and encodes 237 amino acids. Lineage: Eukaryota; Metazoa; Chordata; Actinopteri; Perciformes; Nototheniidae. The transcript is spliced from 3 exons. The record is from RefSeq and is a predicted model, not a curated record.
CAAAAACAAUCGGCAUCCCUCAUGCAGUAAAACAGAAAGUGGAGGACCCAAAGCUGAUUUUUUAUAUUUAACACCCUUGUCAUCGACACAGACACCGCCGAAGAAAAACAUGGUUUCUCCGGUAACCGUGGUCAAGAGUGAAGGCCCAAAGCUGGUGCCAUUCUUCAAGGCCACCUGUGUGUACUUUGUGCUGUGGCUGCCCACCUCCAGCCCCUCCUGGUUCAGCGCACUGAUCAAAUGUCUACCCAUCUUCUGCCUCUGGAUGUUCUUACUGGCGCAUGGCUUCAGCUUCCUAGGUGCUAGCUCCAAUGCUCGCAAGAUCUUUGCUGGCCUCGUCUUUUCUGCUCUGGGCGAUGCCUUUCUCAUCUGGCAGGAGCAGGGCUACUUCGUCCACGGCCUUCUGAUGUUUGCCAUCACCCACAUCCUGUACUCCUCGGCCUUCGGGAUGAAGCCCGUUAAUGUGACUGCUGGCCUGGUGGUCACUGCUGUGUCUUCAGUGAGCUACCUGCUGCUGUACCCCUACCUGUCGGGCCCCUUCACCUACCUGGUGGCCGUCUACGUCGGUCUGAUCGGCUUCAUGGGCUGGAGGUCGGUGGCCGGCCUGCAGCUGGCCAACGACCUGUGGACCUGGACCAAGCUGUGCGCCUGCCUUGGCGCCGUGCUCUUCAUGGUCUCCGACCUCACCAUCGCCGUCAAUAAGUUUUGCUUCCCUGUUCCCCAUUCGCGCGCCAUCAUCAUGGCCACGUACUACGCCGCCCAGAUGCUGAUCUCGCUCUCUGUGGUGGAGUGCCAGGACGCAGAGGGGGCCAGGAAGAGUGCGUGAGGUGCCGUGGGGCUGGGAACGUAGCAGCCUCCUCUCCUUCAACCCUGAGUGAUCAUAGACACAUCUCACUGCCAGAUCCCCAGCCCGCAACCAUCAUCUCUGUGUGGCGCUCCCACACGGUUGUUACCAUGACAACAGGUUCAUUAGAUUCUUCACAUAGCUAUCAGCCUCCUGUCCCUCUAGUACUGUCUCACACCUGUCGAAGAUAAAGUAUCUUCAGUCCAUCUUCCAUCCUAGAAUGGCUGUCUCACAAUUUAGUUACCAUGGAGACAAGAGUAGUGUUAUUUACCUGCUUUUAUAUAUAGAGAGUAUUACUUUACUUUUAACUGUUAUGUUUUAAUUUAAGGGGAACAUGUCUCUGGGGACCAUCAAGGAGUGUGUGGGAGAGCGAUUGUGUGUUAGUGCAUUUAUGUGUGUUUGAUUAACACGCCUACCUCGCUUUCCACACAGUCCCAUCACACCAAGUCACCACACUGACCCCCACCACGUCACCACACUGACCCCCACCACGCACAUCUACUUCAUAUGGUCCAAUAACACAAAUUAAAGUAACAAUAGACGACUUUUCCGCAAGCAAUGGCACAAUCAAUAACCUUUAUGCAAUUAAUGCAGUGACUUGGCCAAUAUGACAAAAAGCCUGCCGACUUUUAGCUACUUUUUCAUAGAAAAUAGUUGGCAACGCUGCACAGGAAACUGUAAAUCAAGCCUUAAUUUUCCCAAGGCAGACAGAAUUGCAAUUGAGGGAAAGCGAGGCUGAUGGGAAAUCAUUCUGAAUGCUGGUCGUCAUUGCUCUACAGUCAUCAGAUUGCCCCCCCUUUAAUUCAUAAUGAUAAGUAAAACAACUUGUCUAUUGCCACUUUAACAUCUUAUUUUUGUAUUUGUUUGUGCUGCCUGAAACCUUGUUAAAAAGGGAUUUUUUUUUACUUACCAACUUUCCCUCAUUUUGCUUUGUGUUCUCUUGAAUUAAGGGUGCUAUUCUUAAAAUCAGGAGCGUAUUCACACAUGCUUUCUGAGUCCUGUGCAUUUCAUUUAAAAACAAUUACAAGGCCUUUGUUCACCCCCUUUUUUAAUAUCCUCAACAAACCCACAUCCAGUCUCUUUAUGAUUGAAUUAGGAUGUCAUUGAAUAACAUGUGAAAAAUAGGCAAUGAGGUGGAAAGCUGCGCAAUUUGUUGACUGCAAUAACUGCUGUAUAUUGUAGAUUUAGUGAUCAAGAACCGUGGAGGUUGGUUGUUGAAGCUCGAUUCUUUCUACAGGGAUGUUAUUGAAACUGCAAUAAGUGCAUAUUAUAUAUUAUAGUCACAGCACACCCCUGUACACAUUUGAACAUGCCGUACAGUGCUUCUCCUUCUGGUGUUAAGUCUUUAAGGAGAGUGUUUUUUGGAAACUAGGUGCAUGUUGAAAUGCUCACACACCUGACACCUACGACCCCUGCUGCUUCCGUUAUAGGAGAAGUCCACAGGGUUGUCAAUGCUGGACUAGAUCAGCCGACCCAUGCUGUCAUUGGCCUGAGACCAUGUUAAAAAGACUUAAAAGAAAGGGCCAAGUAACUGGCUGGGAUAUUUUAAUCUAUAACCUUCUGUGUAUAUCUGGGCCUCAGAAAGACACGCACAUAAACAUACACAUUGCCCCAGGGUAGCCUGAGUGAAAAAAUAGGACAUGAGGGUACUGGCUUGUCAUGUGAGGGAACAGUUAUCCCAUUAUUCCCAUUAUUCCCUCUCAAAGGACAUUUCAUCAGAUGUAAUCCCGCAAAUCCACCAUGGCUAACCCCCGGCUGAUGUUUUGUCUUUCAUCUAUCACACACUUCCCGCUCUCACCUUUCAUUUGUUUCACUCUCUGCAACUACUAAACGCCACAAUGAAGUGUCUUACUGAAACAUUGAAGAAGCAUACUGUAACCCCUUCCUCACAUGUCUGCCUAUAUGCAUGUUCGAGUGUGUGUGCAUGUUUGGAAUGUGUGUGUUGCCCUUGACUGUUGAGUGAACAAGAGUGUACAUGUGAUGUGAAGUAGUAGACACUCUAUUGGAUAUAUUUAAUGUAUUCUCACAAGGCUUUUAAACGGUCUUUAUUCCUCACACAUGUUUUACAGCAUCCCCAAAUGUGUUCUCAUUCAAAAAUAACUUAAAGGUACAGUAUAUGGUUACAGUAUAUCAAAACUGUAACUAUAUCUUGUCUUUUAGUUGAAUUUGACCUUAAUAGUAAGCAUUUCCAUCGCUGGACAAGCCUUGUUGUGAUUAUACCCCACCUGUAACCUAAGCUACAUCACUGGCAUUAUGAUUAUUACCACUAACUGAUUGUAUACUUGAAAGAAAUCAAUGUUAUCACAAAUGCACGCCAACAAAUGUAAGUAUUGAUUACAAAAUCAUCAAAAAAAUGGACUUUACAAAUGUGUUUUAUGGUUUGGCGCUCAUGCACUUUAAUGUGAUAUAUUGAGCUGUAUAUAAAACAACCAGCUAUGGAAAAGAAGCAGACCCAUGUUGUGGGUUCCUUUUACUCGGUCAAUGACCCCUGGAGCUGUCAGUAACACACCCUCAUGCGCAACACACACAUCAAAACAUGUUUAUGCAUCACAUCAGCCACCAUGACAGAUCUGCAGGCAGACUGUGGUGUUGACACGCAUCAAGGUUUUUUGAAACAGCUGACCAGGAAACACACUCAGCUCAAGCUUCUAUUCCUAGCAGACCCUUUGCCCAAUAUUUCCUCAAUCUCCUUUUGGCCUGUCGGCAUGCUGGUCAGCAACAUAUUUCUGCCUUGUCAGUCAGACAGGUUUCGUCAGGGUGUCUGUGUGACCAACCUUCUUCAGCCCAGUGUUUUUAUUUGUAGUCCCAGCACUGUUGAAACGCCUCCUCUGCUGUACCCUCUCUUCUCAUCUCAUAUCCAGCCCCCAGCAGAACUUUCUGUCCACAAUUAAUUUCAGCCUUUGUCUGAGUCUCAGCGAGUCUUACUAGCUGAAAUGCAAUUGUCUGCUUUAUGCUGUCAUAAAUCAGGGUUUAAUGGAGUUUAAGCAGAGAUGCUGGUUAUCAUGAUUGACUAUCUAGUAUGCAUCCUGAAUUAAGAGCAUGAGGGAAGAACUUGAUUCAGUCGAGCUGUCUUUGUGGGAGGUUUAUGUAAGCACCACUUUCUUUGUUUUCUGCUACAUAAAGCUCCCUGACUUUAGUUCCAAAUGGCUACAUGCCAGAACACACUGAAGUAUUUCUGAGACUUUUAUGUUAUCCAAACUUGGAAGAUCUCCAAGAGUGUUGAGUUGAGUUGAGUUAUGCAACAAUUCAAAUAUUGAAGCAGUAAGUUGCCAGUUAUUAUGCCCAUAGGCAAAACAGAACCAAAGUUGAAAGCACAAAAUGAACGUUUUUAUUGAGUGGAUCUUAGCAAUAGAGGCUUCUCAUGUAUCAAGCAACCUUUGUUUAGCGGGAGGCAGAGAACCCCCUCGUUGGUGCUGGAGGUCAUUUUGCCCCCCACUUAGGAAGGAGGUCAUUGUUGAGCGAUACCGUAGCUGUAAAUUAAGCGAGGAGGUGAAAUAUGACACACAGGGGAAGACUCCUUCCAUCCGGAUUGUUAGCUGCCAUCCUGUCCCCACAGAUGGCGGCCAGCAGGCGCAUCACUUUACCUCAGCCUGUCAACAGCCCUGUUGUUCUGAUCUUUGUGUGCACUGGCAGACAAAAGGGACCUGAGAGAGCUGUGGGAGGCCUGUGUGUGAGUCAGGAGCCGAAACCAGUAACUGAUGUAGUAAAGAGGCCCCACAGUUUCACUCAGUCCUAUGAAUUUAAAAAAGGCAUUUCUUUGAUUCAAAGUUUUCUCUUUUUCUUUUUGCUGCUGUUUCUCGUGAAUUGAAGCUUUGCUGUUGAAGUGCUGUGUCCAUUAUCGCGCAGCGGCGGUUGACAUUCAAAACAUAGAACCGUGAAGUUUGUUUAUCUUUACACACGCAUGACAACCAGCUUGAAUCCUCCAUGUCGUCCACAGUGAUGACACUACACCACGACUGACAGUCCUCCAACAUCAGUAUAGAUUGAUACUAUUUGUAGUAUGUCAAAUUAAUGCAAUUUCCUUAUGAUAUUCAUCUGAAUCUACUAUGGCCAGAAGAAGUGUUUCAAACAAAACGAUUUUUGUGUACUGUAUCCUCCAAAGUAUAUGCUAUUUUAUUUCCUGUCUUUUCUGUCUUAAAUAGAGACAAUAAAGUUACUGUUUUGAUUGUUUAAGCACAAGAAAGUGACGCAUGAAUCAGCAUUUUUCUUUAAAAGGCAUUAAAGUGUUACAAACUGUUUUGAAGAGUAAAAGCCACAAAUGUUAUAUUUUGUCACCGUGGAAAGAGCUGGAUUUGUUUUCCACAACACAUUUUUUUUUCUUUGAAGGCCCUUUUACAAAGCAUUAUUUGACUUCUUUCUAUGAACAAAUGUUUGUUUUUUUUACCAUAGAAUUGACCUUUGUUGUCCUUGAUUUCACUUUGUGAUUUCUUUCUUUCAUGACCGUAGAGAUGAAAUAGUUUCUUUGCUAUGAAUGUGAAUAUCUAUUGGACAAAUAAAUGCAAUUACAAUGCAACUUCAGCACAA